CUCUUAAGCAUGAUCAUCUUACCAAACCUCAUUUAACCAUAGUAAAGUACUUGUGAGGGGUUGGGGGCUUGGGUUGAGACAUUUAACCCCUUAAUAGCCUCUGAUGGUUCUUCCGUCAGUGUAUCAGAGUGACAGACAUAGUGUGUGAAGCGAUGAUUGUGACUUGUACUGUAAAGCGCUUCGAUUGGUUGAUGAGACUAGAUAAGCGAAAUACAGUCAGCCUACAGCAUCAGCCCGUGCAGUCUCCUUAUCUGCGCUUCUGUCUGGGUGUUUUAACCCUGCGCACGCUCACCUUCACCGAACGCUUUGAAGAGCAGAAUCUGGAGGCUGAGACAGCAAAGCGGAACCAAGGAGCUGCUUCUUACCCCUCUUUAUACGAUUUCACAUAAUGCAACAAUAGCACCAUUUUGCGAGAUAUUGCAAAUGUCCUUGAUGAUGUUGAAUUGAAAUCGGCAGAAUUGUUGAUGGCAUAUUAAGAAGUUGAUCUCGAAAAAAAAAUCCUUUUUUGUUGAGACACCUUUAAGGAGAACCAUCAGAUAAGGGAGAUGUGUGUUCAAAUGUGGGUAGACGACAUGGAUGAGUCUGAGAUCAAAAGCAAGAAGCUCAGUGAUACAUUGUCCUCAAGCAGUGGCAGAACAACUUUGAGACUGGUGAAGUUCUGGCACCUCUGGUACUUUCUUUUCACCUGGCAACAUCAUAUCCAGAAAACACAGAAAUUAAUAGCAACACAAGCUACUUGUCAACCAUUGAGAGACAUUAGGGCGUCUGGCAGAAGGAAAUGUGGGGAAUGCUCUCAGUUUGCUCCAAGACUAUUAUAAACAUGGAAUUGACGACUUCAGACUAUGAAUUCAACACAACGGAAGACAUCUUCGAUGACGAGCUCUGCGACCUUGACCCUAGUCCCUCGGAGGUCAUCACCCAAACUUACGUCCACUCCAUCAUCUGUGCCCUCGGCCUGAUCGGCAACACUCUUGUCAUCAUCACCUACUUAUUCUACAAGAGGACUAAGACGAUGACGGAUGUCUAUCUGUACAACGUGGCUGUGGCUGACCUGAUCUUUGUGGUGGCCCUGCCAUUUAUCAUAUACAAUGAGCAGCACAACUGGUUAAUGGGUCCUGUGGCGUGCAAGAUGUUGAGUUCGGCCUACAGCAUCAACCUCUACAGUGGCAUGCUGCUGCUAGCGUGCAUUAGUGGUGAUCGGUACAUCGCUAUAGUUCAGGCUAGAAGAUCCUUUGGCACUCGCUCACACACCCUGAUCUACAGCCGCCUCAUCUGCGCUGCUGUGUGGGUGUUUGCAGUGGCUUUAACUCUGCCCACGCUCAUUCACACUGAGCGCUCUGAAGAGCAGAAUCUGGGGUCUGAGACCGCCACUGUGACGUGUCAGCUGUCUUUUAGCAAGAACGAGACAGCGAAGCUGAUGAAGGUACUGGUUCCCAGCCUGCAAAUGGCCAUUGGCUUCCUGCUGCCUCUGGUGGUGAUGGUGUUCUGCUACUCCAGCAUCAUGUGCACCUUGCUGAGAGCGCAGAGCAGCCAGAGGCACAAGGCUGUCCGUGUGGUCUUGGCAAUCGUUGUGGUUUUCAUUAUGUGCCACCUUCCCUACAACAUGACUCUGCUGAAACACACCGUGUCUCUUUUUAAGGAGCGGAGUUGUGAGUCAGAGAAGAUCAAGCUCCAAGUUCUGGCCAUUUCCAGAGGCGUAGCCUACCUCCACUGCUGUCUGAAUCCUAUUCUCUACGCCUUCAUCGGCGUGAAGUUCAGGGGCCACUUCCGGCAAAUAAUCGUGGAUCUUUGGUGCUUCAGCAAAAAGUACAUCUACUCUGCUCGUUCGUCACGUGGGACGUCUGAUAUUUGCAUUUCGGGCUUCAAAUCUGCAGAUGGCUCCAACAACAUGUCAUCCUUCAGUGCAUGAUGCUGCAGCAGGGAAAAAAUGCUAAUGCUCCUGGACUCUCUUAUUCUCCCAAGUGAGUAGGGUUAAACGUUGUUGGCUUAAAAAAAUACUGAAAUGGGUUCCUUUGGUGAAUAAUUAUUGUACUUCAGUAAAGAAGAUAAAGUGACCUCGAAAUAAGGUUAAAGAAAAGGUAGAAAUCGAAGAAAAAGAGACUGACUUUCAUACAAAAAAUGGGUCAAGCUGAGAAAAUGCUGGAUAUGCUAAUUUCAUAUAAUGCAACCAAUAGGACAUUUUUAUAAGACACACACUGUGAGGCAAACUCUAUAUGUUUUAAAUAUAUAUUUUUAUAUAUAAAUAUUUUAUAUUCUCAUGAUAAAGUGGCAUUUAUUUGCAUGUGUAAAAAACAACCAGAAAAAGAAAUGCAGAAUGUAUUGUAACUGAAAAAAUAUGGUGGAAUUUAAAAAGCAUUUUACAUAUGACGAUUAAGUAAUUGACCACAGAACGGAUGUCUGCUAAACCCUAGCGAUAAAAAACCUGGUACAACCUAUAAUGACACCCAUACAUUAAUAAGAACACAUGUCUUGGUUUGUGGAAUUACAAUUCUCUUCUUUGUUCCCAUUGUUGAAUUGGUUAUAGAUUUCAGCAUAUCCAAAUGUUGGAGUCAAUAUUUCUGCUGAUGACAUUAUUCUCUCUAGUUGAGGCUUAAAUAAUAAAAGUGGAGAGACUGCUGAUGACUGCAACACAUUUGGUUACUUUGAUGUUGUACUCAUGUUACCAUAGUGACAGCAUCUUCUUUUCUAGUAUUCCUAUUUAUAUGCUGUUGACUGAGUCUGCUACUUUUUUUUACAGAGAAGAAGCUUCCUCUUAUUUCUGAUCUUACAAUUCUGUCACUUUAAUUUCCUAGAACCAUAUAUCCUGUUGUAUUAAGCAUUUAUAACGUUUUGACAGUGUGUAUAAUGUAAAUCAGAUUUUAUUUGUCUGCCAUAUUGUCUUAAUAAACAGUCUGUCUGGAAAAUG
Molecule: messenger RNA, 2905 nt
Organism: Scophthalmus maximus (turbot)
Lineage: Eukaryota; Metazoa; Chordata; Actinopteri; Pleuronectiformes; Scophthalmidae
Gene: ccr6b
Product: chemokine (C-C motif) receptor 6b
Exons: 5
Coding region: 779-1909 (376 amino acids)
Biological process (GO): chemotaxis; G protein-coupled receptor signaling pathway; immune response
Cellular component (GO): membrane
Molecular function (GO): chemokine receptor activity
Source: RefSeq, a predicted model, not a curated record